CUGGGUGUGGGCGUGGCCUCGCUUGCCGCACCUGUCGUAGGUAAAUGUAAGUGCGACAGAGCCAAGAACACGGAAGUGACAGUGUGGCUGGAGGCUCGCUGCGCUGUUUCGCUGAUUAUUGGAGCUUUGUAUUGAUUGUUGAUGAUGACUGGGGGCGCGACCCUGAUCCCACUGAAGCUGCUCGCACUAGGGCUCGUGCUGGCUUCGGGUCUGGCUAUGGACUGCGGUUGGGAGGAGUCCACCAACCCCAACCAAGUCCCGGACUUCGAGGCUGGCGGAGCGCGGCUGCUGGACGAUGUGCUGGAGCUCGAUCCCGAGAGUUGCCGGACGAAUUGCUGCGCGCUCCCAGACUGCGACCUGGCCGUGGUCGGGUUUCCAGCGGACGGACCGACCCACUGCACGCUGGUGUCCUGUGGGGACGGCCACGACGCCUGCGCACUGCGCCCCAGUAGCCAGUUCGAGGUUUACCGUAAGAUCGUGGCGGAAAAGGCCGACGGAGAGGUGCAGGAGGGCGGCCAGGAGGAGAGCAUCGUGCCGCAGGUGCAACGCUGGGAGCCGCGGAGCAACGGGUCCAACAACAUUCGCUGUCGCCUGCCGAUGAAGGUGGGCCCGUGUCGCGCCGCCUUCCCACGCUUCUUCUAUAAUGUGACGAGCAGGAACUGCAGCGGCUUCGUGUACGGCGGCUGCGAGGCAAACGGAAACCACUUUGAGUCUCAGGAGGAGUGUGAGGCCACCUGUUCCGGGGUCACAGGCCCAGUUCUCCCUGAUGAGUCCACUCCUGCUCCUCCUCCUGUUAAAGCUCCUCGGAUGGCUCCAAAUGUUCCGGAUGAAUCUGAUCCAGAAUCUGCUGACUUUGACAAAUCCGAGAUAACUGCCGAGGGGAAUGAGUACUGCGAGGCUAAGCCUGAACCAGGUCCCUGCAGAGCAUCGCUGAGGCACUGGUACUACAACCGAGAGACAGGAAGCUGUGAGACGUUCAUGUACGGAGGCUGCAGAGGAAACAAGAACAACUACCUAACCAAAGAGAGCUGCAUGCAGACCUGCACAGUGUCCGUCCUGCCAUCCUCUAAGAAAGCUGCCGAUGAGGACUCCUCAGACAGCAAGGGGAUGUGCACAGAGAAGCCGGACUCCGGGCCCUGCCGUGCCGCCUUCACCAUGUUCUACUACGACCUAGACUCCGCCUCCUGCCAGCCCUUCACAUAUGGCGGUUGCCGUGGCAAUAACAACCGGUAUGGCAGCAAGGACGAGUGCAUGAGUAGCUGCAGUGGAGGUCGGUUUGACUUUCAUGAUAAAGUCCGUAACCACUGGACCGCAGCCUUCUUCCUCUUCAUCACACUGACAGCCAUCUCUGCCCUGCUGCUGGCCACGCUCAUCAUCAUCACACUGAGACGGCACCGCCUCUCCCGUCGCCGAUCCUCCAGCGAUAAGGAGGAGCUGCUUCCAGACGAGCAGGCGUCCCUGGACUCCCUCCCCCUCCCUGAGAGCCCCAAACUGGAUCAGAAGGCCUGAGGGGGCGUGGCUGAAGGCGUGGCUGAGUGUGGGGGCAGGGCUUGUUGUGAUGCCGCUGUCAGAGAUGCUUGAAGGUCUCAGCUAAAUAAAACAUCUCCUUUCCUUCGUGUUGCAGCACAAUUACACUGCAUCUGUUACUGAGUAAUCAAUCACUGUAUCGAUCUUCACUGAUCAGAGCUUUAACUUCCUGAUAUUAAAGGAGCAGUCCUCCUAAUUUAACCAAUCGCAUUAGUGAGACAUUUGAUGAAGACGUUUAGUUUAUGUUAGUUGUUGUUUUCUUUUUUUUUUCUUCUUUUUACAUAAUCAAUCACUCCGUGUGAAGCUUUAGAUUACCCCCAUCAAGCAAAACAUCUGAACCACUAAUCAAAGUGAAUCUCGAGUCGGGUCAGGUGAUCAGUGUCCGUAUGUCAUGUGAUCUGUACCUCACAGGUGAUAAAACUAAACAAAGUUUUCUAAUUUGAACAUGAAAUUGAUCAGAAGUGUUGUAGAAGGCAAUAAUUACUGAAGUGACGGAUCAUAAAUCAAUAUUGACGAUUAACAGAACAUCACCUCUGUGCAGUGACACACCUGUCAGGUGCUGAGGAGUCACUUUAAAAAGAACAUUUGGUGAUGAUGUGAUCACAGCAGCAAGCAGCUGGUUGGUUGAGUGUGGACCAUCUGUGCCUUGGUGUCUACUAAUCCCCUCACAGAUGCUCCACCCAGUUCACGCAGGUACCAUCCAGUGGAGCUAAAUCUGAUUCUCAGACUGCAAGUUCUGUUGCUCAGGUGUGCAUUGGGUGGGCGGAGUCAGUUUGAGCUUCUAUGUGGAGGGAGUAGUACACAGCAGUGACACUAACUUUAAUGAAGACUUUCAGCUUAAACUCCUGUUUCUGCUUUUGGCAGUUUUCAGACUCCACCCAUCAAACUCUCCAAUGGGUUUCUUUUUCUGCUGAGCAGCCCUUUAACCUCGUGCACCUGUGCCAGGUGUGUUACUCUGUGUAAACAUAGAUGUUCAUUGAUCAUGAGUAAUGAUCCGUGAUGUCAUUGAUUCCAUUGAUCAGUAAUAGUUUUUUUUUCAGUGUUCCAGUUUUGUGUGAAAUUAUAAAAUUGUUUGUUUCUCAUGUUUAAAUAAACGGAUGGGGGUCGUUGAUCAUCUCAGGGGCAGGUCUGUGGCUGCACUAUUUUCUAACUAAUUACAGUGUAUCCUUUCGCCCAGUGGUGAGCUCAGAGAAGAAUGUGGUGCAGGUGCUUCUGGACCUGCAGCUCCUCCGUGGUUCACAACUGUAACUAAAGUGUGUGUGUGUAAUCAGCUCAGGUGUGUUUAAUCAGAGCAUUCAGUGCAGCAUCUCCUUCAGCUGGACGCUAGAGGACUUCAGCUCACUCAGAUUAUUGAUCAGACCCUAACCUGAGGUCAAACUGAGCGCACAACAGGUCCCACGAUGCACCUGGGGACUUGCUGGCUCCUCCUGCUGGGGAAACUGCACUGGGCCUGUUAAGGUGAUUUCUUUGUUUUUAAUACUGUUUUAUCUUUAUUAGCUGUAAACUGUGUCGGGUUUAAGAAAACUCUUAAUAAACUUUUAUUUUACUCUGAAAA
Oreochromis niloticus (Nile tilapia) is the source of this 3082-nucleotide messenger RNA. RefSeq names its product serine peptidase inhibitor, Kunitz type, 2 (gene spint2). The coding region runs from base 142 to 1509 and encodes 455 amino acids. Gene Ontology annotation, molecular function: serine-type endopeptidase inhibitor activity. The transcript has 10 exons. The record is from RefSeq and is a predicted model, not a curated record. Lineage: Eukaryota; Metazoa; Chordata; Actinopteri; Cichliformes; Cichlidae.